GCCCUUGUUGGAGAUUCGUGUUCUGGGCAAGAAUCGUAUUGGACGCGUUGUCUCAAGCGAGGACCGCGAUACGCAAAAGAGCCGUUACGCAGAACGUCGGGUCGUUGGUUAACACCUUGGUGCUUUCGCUGCGAAGGCAUGUCACGAGAAAUGCGGGAAACGAAGGUGGAGUCAUGGGGAUUGUCCAUGAGUGUGAAGGCCAAGAACUUCGAUUUCAAGCUCAAGUUGUCCAGAUUUGUUGGUGGCCAGAGUUUUGGAGAUGCCCACGAUGUUCCUCCCAAAACAUCUCUCCUUCAGAAGAUCAGAGGGUGUCUGGCGAAGCUUAAAAUGAGCGUGAAAAGAAGUGUCCGCAGAGGCAUCGCGUCGCGGACUGAAGGCCGAACUCCCCCACGAGAUGUCAGCAAAACUGCGAAGGGGACUCGCUUUUGGUUGCUUAAUCAGGUGGAACGCUCUCCUGAAAUUUCCAAUUCUCAGUUCCUGCCAAGCUCGGUGGAUAUGAAGGUUGCUGGCACAAUCAUCUUGUACACAGUGAAGGGGGUUAUAUAUUUCCUGCUGCUUUCCAAGAGUGUCCUUACGAGGAUAUGUCCACGGCCAAUUUCGUUAAGUGCAUCUUUGAUUUCAUUACUUGGUUUUAUUAUUUAUUUUCUGGGUUGCCGCCAUGACAUAUCACAUGGUGUAUCGAGAGCUUGGCUUGAGAGCAUUGUACCUAGAAAGUUGUAUCUAUUUACCUAGUUCAUAUUCAAGUUUCUGAUCUUGUCCUUCUUUAAUCAACCAAAUGAAAUGCAGGUUCAGUUAGUAUUUCAGUUUUGCAAGUGAACUAAGUUCGGCUUGACGUCAUAAUGUACUUCCAGGUUUCUUACUUUAAA
This is a messenger RNA of Nymphaea colorata (pocket water lily), 866 nucleotides long. RefSeq lists its product as uncharacterized. The record is from RefSeq and is a predicted model, not a curated record. The transcript is spliced from 2 exons. The coding region runs from base 139 to 732 and encodes 197 amino acids. NCBI's taxonomy places the organism in Eukaryota, Viridiplantae, Streptophyta, Magnoliopsida, Nymphaeales, Nymphaeaceae.